GGCAUCCUCGGUGGGGCGGGUCUCCGAGGGCCGGACUCCGGGUUCCCGCCACCCCCAAGAGAGGGGGGUGCGGGGAGACCCCGGCGUGGAGCUGGCGCCCCUGCAGGGGGUCCGGGGAGGGGGGGGCGGAGGCGGGCGGAGAGGGCGGGGCGGGGCGGGGCGGCCGUCUCGGCCCUCCCUGGCGGGGCCCCGCGGCCUGGAGCCGGAGCGGGCGAGCCGCAGCCGAAACCGCGGCCGGAGCUGUCCCCUCGCCAGAGCCGGCGCGACGCGAGCGGCGGGCGGGAGGGAGGGAGGAGGCGGCGCGCCCGGCCCCGCCUGCCGGUCGGAGCGGCGGACGCGGCCCCGCGCCGAACCAUGGAGCCCGAGCCAGUGGAGGACUGUGUACAGAGCACACUCGCCGCCCUCUACCCACCCUUCGAGGCAACAGCCCCCACUCUGCUGGGCCAGGUGUUCCAGGUGGUGGAGAGGACAUACCGGGAGGACGCACUGAGGUACACGCUGGACUUCCUAGUGCCCGCCAAGCACCUGCUUGCCAAGGUCCAACAGGAAGCCUGUGCCCAGUACAGCGGUUUCCUCUUCUUCCAUGAGGGCUGGCCCCUCUGUCUGCACGAGCAGGUGGUGGUGCAGCUAGCAGCCCUGCCUUGGCAGCUGCUGCGACCAGGAGACUUCUACCUGCAAGUGGUGCCCUCAGCAGCCCAAGCACCACGCCUGGCACUCAAGUGCCUGGCCCCAGGGGGUGGACAGGUACAGGAGCUGCCUGUGCCCCAUGAAGCCUGUGCCUACCUGUUCACACCAGAGUGGCUCCAGGGCAUCAAUAAGGACCGGCCCACUGGCCGCCUCAGUACCUGCCUCCUGUCUGCACCUUCUGGGAUUCAGCGGAUACCCUGGGCUGAGCUCAUCUGCCCCCGAUUUGUGCACAAGGAGGGCCUCAUGGUUGGACAUCGACUGGGCACACUCCCCCCAGAACUGCCCUCUGAACCCCCUGACCUCCCUAGCCCUCCCCUCCCAGAGGAGGCCUUGGGCACGAGGAGUCCUGGGGAUGGACACAAUGCCCCUGCUGAGGGACCCGAGGGCGAGUAUGUGGAGUUACUGGAGGUGACAUUGCCUGUGAGAGGGAGCCCCACAGAUGCCGAGGCCUCCUCUGGCCCCUCCAGGACCCGAACGGUACCAGCUCGCAAAGGUGCUGGAGGGAAAGGCCGGCAUCGGAGACACCGGGCAUGGGUGCACCAGAAGGGGCUGGGACCUCGGGACCAGGAUGAGGCACGGCCGCCUGGUGAGGGGAGUAGCACCGGAGCCUCCCCUGGGUCUCCCUCUGGAGCUGAGGCUCUCCCAGAGGCAGCAGCCUGGGAGGUGGCUGAGCCCCUAGCAGAGGUCUCGGGGGAAGCCUCAGACUCUUGCCUCCUGAGGCAGGGAGAGGCUGGGGGAGCAGGCCAGGCAGCUGAAGGACUGCCUGGCACCCCUAGGAGAACAAGCAAAGGAAACAGGAGAAAAAAGCGAGCUGCGGGCAAAGGGGCUCUUGGCCGAGGAGGGGACAGUGCCCUGCCGAGCCCUGGAGACAAGGAAGAGACCCGACAGCAGGAAGCUCUUGUUACUCCACCCUCUUCAAAUGAGCAUGAGCUUUCAGGAUGCUGUCUGGGUAAGGAAGAGUUCAGAGACUUGGGGAAGCCAGAAUCUGUGCCAAAAGGGGAGCUGGAAUCAGCAGAUGGACAGGAACUCCAGCCCCCAGAAACAUGUGGGCCUGUAGAAGAAAGGGCUGAAGAGAAUGAACAGGAAGGGCCAAACCUGCUAUGCAUGGCAGGGCCCUUAGGUCCUGAAGGACUCCUCCCUGACCCCCUAGCACCUCCUGUGGAAACAGUACCGGAAGUAGAAGGGGACAGCAGUGUCCCAGAAGAGAUGCCUCCAGUGUCCACGUCUGAUGAGCCUGAUGUACCUUGGGGCUUGAUGGCAUCAGGGUUCCUUGUCCUGACUGGAGGGGUGGACCAGAGUGGACGAGCUCUGUUGACCAUUACCCCACCGUGCCCUCCUGAGGAGUCCCCACCCUCCAGAGACAUGCUGAGCUCUGCUCUUCAUUACCUCCACUCAGUGCUCAGGCCUGAACUACAGAUACUGGGGUUGUCUGUCUUACUGGAUCUCCGCAAGGCACCCCCACUGCCUCCAGCACUCAUCCCUGUCCUGAGUCAGCUUCAGGACUUGGGGGACCCUCCUCUUAUUCAGCGACUGUUACUUCUCACUCAUGAUGACCCUCCAACUGAACUCCAUGGGAUUCAGGGUGCUGAGUUGCUGUCAGAGAGUGAUCUGAAGAGAGUAGCCAAGCCAGAGGAGCUACAGUGGGACAUGGGAGGUCACAGGGAUCCCUCUCCAGACCACUGGGUAGAGACACACCAGGAAGUGGCAAGGUUAUGCCGCCUUUGCCAGGGUGUCCUGGGUUCCGUGAGGCAAGCUACUGAGGAGCUGGAGGGCGUGGCAGCACCAGAGGAAGAGGAGGCAGCAGGAAUGCCUGAGCCCCUUCAGAAGGUGUUGGUGGAUCCCCGACUGACAGAGCUGCAGAGAGACGGAGGCGCCAUCUUGAUGAGACUGCGUUCCACCCACAGCAGCAAACUAGAGGGCCCUGGUCCAGCAGCACUGUAUCAGGAGGUAGAUGAAGCCAUUCACCACCUUGUGCGCCUCUCCAACCUGCACGUACAGCAGCAGGAGCAGCGGCAGCGCCUGCACCGACUCCAGCAGGUGCUGCAGUGGCUCUCGGGCCCAGGAGAGGAGCAGCUGGCAAGCUUCACAACACCCGGGGACUCACUGUCUGCCCUGCAGGAGACAGAGCUGCGAUUCCGGGCUUUUAGCACUGAGGUUCAGGAGCGCUUGGCCCAGGCAAGGGAUGCCUUGGCUCUGGAGGAAGACACAGUCUCCCAGAAGGUUCUGGAUGUUUUUGAACAGCGGCUGGAACAAGUAGAGAGCAGCCUCCAUAGGACCCUGCGGCUCCAGCGCUUCUUCCAGCAGGCACAUGAGUGGGUAGAUGAAGGUUCCGCCAGGCUGGCAGGAGCAGGACCAGGUCGAGAGGCAGUGCUGGCAGCCCUGGCCUUGCGGAGGGCCCCAGAGCCCAGUGCUGGCACUUUCCAGGAGAUGCGGGCCCUAGCCCUGGAUCUGGGCAGCCCUGCAGCCCUGCGAGAAUGGGGCCGCUGCCGUGCCCGCUGCCAAGAGCUGGAGAGGAGGAUUCAGCAACAGCUGGGUGAGGAUGCCAGUCCUCGGGGUCACAGACGGCGACGGGCAGACAGCACCAGCAGCAGAGGAGCCCAGCGCAGCCCUCACAGCCCCUCGCCCAGCCUCAGCUCCCUGCUGUUACCCAGCAGCCCCGGGCCACGGGCAGCCCUGUCCCAUUGCUCCCUGGCACCCUGUGGAGAGGACUAUGAGGAGGAGGACACCGAGCUGACGCUGGACGAGGGCCGGGUGCCCAGGACUGUGCUGAUCCGAGGCCUGGAGGUCACCAGCACAGAGGUGGUAGACAGGACAUGUUCACCUCGAGAACAUGUGCUGCUGGGUCGGGCUGGGGCCCCAGAUGGGCCCUGGGGAGUAGGCACCCCCCGGAUGGAGCGCAAACGAAGCAUCAGCACCCAGCAGCGGCUAGUGUCAGAGCUGAUUGCCUGUGAGCAGGAGUACGUGGCCACCUUGAGUGAGCCAGUGCCACUGCCAGGAACUGAGCUGACCCCUGAGCUUCGGGGCACCUGGGCCGACGCCCUGAACACCCGGGAGAGGCUUCGCAGCUUCCACCGGACUCAGUUCCUGCGGGAGCUCCAGGGCUGUGCCAGCCACCCCCUACGCAUCGGGGCCUGCUUCCUUCGCCACGGGGACCAGUUCAGCCUUUACGCCCAGUACGUGAAGCACCGACACAAACUGGAGAAUGGUCUGACUGCACUCGGCCCCCCAGCCAAGGGCUCCACGGAGGGAGGCCCUCACCUGCCCUCAGCCCUUCAGCAGCCCCUGGAGCAGCUGGCCAGGUAUGAGCAACUCCUGGAGGAGCUUCUGAGGGAAACUGGGCCCGAGCUGAGUUCUGAGCGCCAGGCACUCGGGGCUGCUGUACAGCUGCUCCGGGAACAGGAGACACGUGGCAGAGACCUGCUGGCCGUGGAGGCAGUGCGUGGGUGUGAGACAGAUCUGAAGGAGCAGGGACAACUCCUGCACCGGGACCCCUUUACUGUCAUCUGUGGACGAAAGAAGUGCCUUCGCCAUGUCUUUCUCUUUGAGCAUCUCCUCCUGUUCAGCAAGCUGAAGGGCUCUGAGGGAGGGUCAGAGGCUUUCGUGUUCAAGCAGGCCUUUAAGACUGCUGACAUGGGAUUAACAGAAAACAUUGGGGACAGCGGGCUCUGCUUUGAGUUGUGGUUUCGGAGGCGACGUGCCCGAGAGGCAUAUACUCUGCAGGCUGCUUCACCAGAGAUCAAACUCAAGUGGACAAAUUCUAUUGCUCAGCUCCUGUGGAGGCAGGCGGCACACAACAAGGAGCUCCGAGUGCAGCAGAUGGUCUCCAUGGGCAUUGGCAACAAACCUUUCCUGGACAUCAAAGCUCUUGGGGAACGGACACUGAGUGCCCUGCUCACUGGAAGAGCCGCUCGCACCCGGGCCUCCGUGGCCGUGUCAUCUUUUGAGCAUGCCGGCCCCUCCCUUCCCGGUCUCUCGCCGGGAGCCUGCUCCCUGCCUGCCCGCGUCGAGGAGGAGGCCUGGGAUCUGGACAUCAAGCAGAUUUCCCUGGCCCCCGAAACACUUGACUCUUCUGGAGAUGUGUCCCCAGGACCAAGAAACAGCCCCAGUCUGCACCGCCCACACCCUGGGAGCAGCACUCCUACUCUGGCCAGUGGAGGGAUCUUGGGGCUAUCCCGGCAGAGUCAUGCCCGAGCCUUGAGUGACCCCACUACACCUCUGUGACUUGGAGAAGAUCCAGACAUUGGUUACAGCCCCUGUGCUCAGCACAUGGCUGUGGGACUUGAUGGAAAACUGAAGGAGCACUAAAGUCCUUCCCUCGGCUUCUUGGGCGGAGGAGUCAAGGCCCCCACAUGCCCCUCCGCUCCAGUUAUCUCCAGAUCCUCGCAGCCUGGUUGGUGCCUUCUGCAGGGACCUUAGCAGUCACGCUUGCCUUCAUACUCUGCAGGUGGGGACAUCCCUCAUGCAGUCCACGGCCCUCCCAGCACAGGUGUCAGCUUGUGCUCUCCCCCACUUUCCACCCCAGCUGUCCCUGAGAAGACUCCCCCUGCCAGGAUCCAUUCUGGGGGUGUCUCAGGGCAUGGAGCUAUGCAAACCAUAGCCAAAGUGUGGGGCAGGAAACUGCAGGCUUUCUAUAUGGAAUUGCUGUUAUUAUGUGAUUGUUAUAUUAAAUGCAUUUACUCACACUUUCUAAAGAGGUGGAGGCCUCUUCUAUGUUGAGAUGAUCCUACAGGUCUGAGCAUAUUACCUCACCCAGCCAUUAGCUAGAACUCAGAAAAUUAAACCGCAGCUGCUCCAAACUGGAGAAUAUAUGGAGACUACAUUCCCUGCACAGUGACUCUGAGACCAUCUCAGAAGCGCUUCCUUCCAUGCAGUCCCAUUUCUUUUUUUUAUUUUUUUCCCUUUUGUUGCCCUUGUUGUUUUAUCAUUGUUGUAGUUAUUAUUAUUCUUGUUGUUGUUAACAGUCCCAUUUCUUGGGGCUGAGUUUAGUCUCAUCAAAUGGAGAUUCAGCACAAUCUAGUAGUUCUCAAAAUGAAGGCUUCAAACCACAAAGCAGAGAGAAGAAGCCUCUUGGCUACUAGUUAAAUGCUGACUCCUGGCCCUCCACCUCAGAGCAACUGAGUUUAAGGAGGAAGGUGAAGCCCUAGAUUACAGCCCGGAGAGGUGAUUAUUUACAGACAGAGUGGCCCAAGGAGUACAGGACACAGGCAAAGAAACACAGGGCCCUGUGCCUCAAGACACCUGUUUAUUGGGGACACAACUCUGCGACAGGGAUGACAGGGAUCGUACCAAAAAUAGCGACGUCUACGGGGCCCCAGAAGGGGCUAGAAGGGAACAGUGGCCCCCACCCCCACCCAUUGUACAAAAAUAAA
Erinaceus europaeus (western European hedgehog) is the source of this 6056-nucleotide messenger RNA. It is a transcript of the gene ARHGEF40, whose product is annotated as Rho guanine nucleotide exchange factor 40. NCBI's taxonomy places the organism in Eukaryota, Metazoa, Chordata, Mammalia, Eulipotyphla, Erinaceidae. The record is from RefSeq and is a predicted model, not a curated record. Gene Ontology annotation, molecular function: guanyl-nucleotide exchange factor activity. The coding region runs from base 355 to 4908 and encodes 1517 amino acids. The transcript is spliced from 24 exons.